AUGGCAAUCCAACCAGAACAACUCGCCAUCCCCAUCAUCGACCUUGAGCCCAUCCGCUCAGGCACUCCUGAAGAGGCCCGCGAGACAGGAAAACUGGUCUAUCAAGCGUUUCGAGACGUGGGAUUUGCCUACAUCAAGAAUCACGGCCUCCCCCAGGACCUGUUGGACCAGGCUUUCGAGUGGAGCGCCAAGUUCUUCGCCCUUCCCCAGGCCGACAAGGACAAAGCCCCCCAUCCCCCCUACGGCUGGUGGCACCGGGGCUACUCGGGCGUCGGGCGCGAGAAGGUCGUGCAGAUGGUGUUCGACCAGACCCAGAUCGACCAGCUGCGUCAGUGCCCGGACUUCAAGGAGUCGUUCGAGCUGGGCCGCGAGGACGACGAGCGCACGCCGAACAUCUGGUUUCCCGAGGAGGUGUUGCCAGGGUUUCGCGCCUUCAUGACUGCAUUCUUCGACACCUGCUACGGCACAGCGCUGAACCUGCUCCGGGCUAUCGCCCUGGGCAUGAACCUGCCCGAGCACUUCUUCGCCGAGUACCACGCCAAGCGCGACAACCAGCUGCGGCUGCUGCACUAUCCGCCCGUCGAGGCGGCUCUUCUUCAGGGCGGCAUGAUGGAGCGCAUCGCGGCGCACUCGGACUUCGGCACCAUGACGCUGCUGUUCCAAGACGCCGUGGGCGGGCUCGAGGUCGAGGACGUGCAUCAGAAGGGCAAAUUCAACCCGGCCCCGUUCAUCCCGGGCACCGUCGUCGUCAACAUCGGCGACUUCCUCCAGCGCUGGAGCAACGACACCCUCAAGUCCACCCUGCACCGCGUCCGCGCCCCGCCGAUGGCCACGCAGGGCAUGACCCAGGCCCGCUACUCCAUCCCUUACUUCGUCACCGCCGACCGCGACCGGACUAUCGACUGCAUUCCCGGCUGCUACGGUGUCGAGAGGCCCAAGCGGUACGAGCCUAUCAAUGCCCGGGAGUACAUUGAGAGGAGGUUAAACGCGACGUAUUAG
Molecule: messenger RNA, 999 nt
Organism: Fonsecaea erecta
Lineage: Eukaryota; Fungi; Ascomycota; Eurotiomycetes; Chaetothyriales; Herpotrichiellaceae
Exons: 2
Coding region: 1-999 (332 amino acids)
Molecular function (GO): dioxygenase activity
Source: RefSeq, a predicted model, not a curated record